Thyridium curvatum is the source of this 357-nucleotide messenger RNA. RefSeq lists its product as uncharacterized. The record is from RefSeq and is a predicted model, not a curated record. NCBI's taxonomy places the organism in Eukaryota, Fungi, Ascomycota, Sordariomycetes, Thyridiales, Thyridiaceae. The coding region runs from base 1 to 357 and encodes 118 amino acids. The transcript has a single exon.
AUGUCUGGAUCACGGUAUACUGCACCAGCUAUCGCAGCAGCUACCGUCCUCGGUGGCACCAUCUACUUUCGUGGUCGGUCGCGGCCCGUAGCCAAUGUAGACCCGGCGCAACAGGUAGCCGACAAGAGACCGGCUGAGUCUGGACAGCCAAAGCAAUCCGGACCAGGCCUCUCCGGGGCCUUGCAGGCCGCGGCCGGAUCAGGAGGAGCUUCUUCUCGGACAGGCGGUCCGCAAGCGGAUCCCAAGGACACGAGAGUAGCCAGCAGUCAUGACUCCACACCGACCAAGCGAGGGCCAUCCGGAGAACAACAUCACCAUGAUGCGAAGCAGCCGGGAACCGAGUCUGGUGGAGCUUAG